Hemicordylus capensis (graceful crag lizard) is the source of this 1561-nucleotide messenger RNA. RefSeq names its product leucine-rich repeat and fibronectin type-III domain-containing protein 4-like. Gene Ontology annotation, molecular function: protein binding. The record is from RefSeq and is a predicted model, not a curated record. The transcript is spliced from 2 exons. Lineage: Eukaryota; Metazoa; Chordata; Lepidosauria; Squamata; Cordylidae. The coding region runs from base 152 to 1561 and encodes 469 amino acids.
GCGAGGGGGCCAGGCGGGGGCCGAGACCGAGCCUGAGCGGAGGCGGCAGGCGGGGGCGCGGAGGCGGAGGGGAGAUGCCCGGCCAGCGCCGGGGCCGCCGCUCUCGGGGCCCCUGAGAGACCUCGCGCAAGGGUCUGCCCAGUCGCCAGCCAUGGGAGGGCGGCUGCCGCCGCCGCUGCUGCUGGCCCAGCUGCUGACGGUGGUAGUGGGGAGCGUGCGAGCCCAGGUGGAGGCCUGCCCCUCCCACUGCGUGUGCCAGAACCUCUCCGAGUCGCUCAGCACCCUCUGCGCCAACAAGGGGCUGCUCUUCAUCCCGCUCAACAUCGACCGCCGGACGGUGGAGCUGCGCCUGGCCGACAACUUCAUCCGGGUGGUGGAGCCGCCGGAGCUGCUGAACAUGUCGGGGCUGGUGGACCUGACCCUCUCGCGCAACACCAUCGACACCAUCCGGCCCUUUGCCUUCGGGGACCUGGAGAGCCUGCGCUCCCUCCACCUGGACGGCAACCGGCUGACGGCCCUCGGGGAGGAGGCCCUGCGGGGCCUGCUCAGCCUGCAGCACCUCAUCCUCAGCAGCAACCAGCUGGCGGAGGUCUCGGCCGCGGCCUUCGCCGACUUUGCCCCGACGCUGGAGGACCUGGACCUCUCCUACAACAACCUGCGCAGCGUGCCCUGGGCCGGCCUGCGGGGCAUGCUCUGCCUGCACACCCUCCAGCUGGACCACAACCUCAUCGACUUUGUCCUGGAGGGGGCCUUUGCCGAGCUCUACCAGCUCUCCCGGCUGGACAUGACCUCCAACCGCCUGCACACCCUGCCCCCGGACCCGCUCUUCGCCCGCGCCCAGCGGGGGGUGGUCAGCCCCACCCCCUACGCCCCCACCGUGGUGCUGAGCUUCGGCGGGAACCCCCUGCACUGCAACUGCCAGCUGCUCUGGCUGCGGCGCCUGGCGCGGGAGGACGACCUGGAGACCUGCGCCUCCCCGCCCCCGGUGGCCGGCCGCUACUUCUGGGCGGUGCCCGAGGAGGAGUUCACCUGCGAGCCGCCCCUCAUCACGCGCCACACCCACAAGCUGUGGGUCCUGGAGGGCCAGCGCGCCACGCUGCGCUGCCGGGCCAUCGGGGACCCCGAGCCCCUCAUCCACUGGGUCUCCCCCGAGGACAAGAUCCUCGCCAACUCCUCCCGCACCGUGUCCUUCCGCAACGGCACCCUCGACCUCUUGGUGACCACCCUGCGGGACGGCGGGGCCUACACCUGCAUCGCCAUCAACGCGGCCGGGGAGUCCACGGCCCUGGUGGACCUCCGGAUCAUCCCCCUGCCCCACCGGGGCAACGGCAGCGGCACCGUGCGGCAGCAGGCCCCGGGCUCCUCCGACAUCGCCACCUCGGCCAAGGCCUCGGCCAACGCCACCGACGGGGGCGCCGCCGCCACGAGGAGGGUGGAGGUGACCGACGUGACGGCCACGGCGGCCCUGGUGCGCUGGGCCGCCGACAAGCUGGCUGAGGCGGCCUGGCUCUACCAGAUCCAGUACAACUGCACGGCGGACGAGACCCUCGUCUACAGGUAA